Molecule: messenger RNA, 3709 nt
Organism: Pieris rapae (cabbage white)
Lineage: Eukaryota; Metazoa; Arthropoda; Insecta; Lepidoptera; Pieridae
Product: protein GPR107
Exons: 12
Coding region: 190-1791 (533 amino acids)
Biological process (GO): transport
Cellular component (GO): membrane; Golgi apparatus
Source: RefSeq, a predicted model, not a curated record
GCGUGUUGGCACAUUGAUAUACCAAUUUGGUAUUCCAAGAAUUUCUCUUAUAAAUGUUUUAACUUUUAUGUUAUUAAUCACAGGUUAAGAAAAGUUUAGAGAUCUUGGUCGAAAUUACAUAUUUUAAAUAAAGUUUUGUACUGUAAUAUUAAGGUUUAUUAAUAUUAAGUGGUGUAGUAGUCAUGAAAUAUGAUUUCUGUAUUAAAGAAAAUAUUUAUUGUUAUUUUUGCUAUUGUGGUGUCUGUCUCAUCCAGGAUUCACAAAUUACCUCUUGUGGAUGAUGAACGUCACUAUGUUGAUUUGACCACAUUUGGUUUUUUCGAAGGGGGUAUUUUAGAUGUACAUAUGAUUAAUUUCAAAUUGCCAUCUGGUUCAGUGCUGGGCGAGUAUGGUUUUACCUUGGAUAGAACUGUUAACGAUGCUAUUAAUCCUUACUUGGAAGUUCAUUCGGAUACAUGUAUUCUUAAAGGUGUUGAAAAUUAUGGAGGUCUUUUGUCACCACAUCAUCCAGCUAUAGUUUUUUUGAAAUUAGAUUUUAAAAAUCUUAGAAUAAAUAUAACUUGUGAUGGUGAAGUUACAGCAUUACAUCUUUACCAAAACAGGUCAAUGAUUCCAAUUGAUAGAAUUAAAAGACAAUCACAGUAUAUAUUUGUAAACAGACAACGACGGUCACCAUUAGGAAGUAGGGAAUCAACAGAGGCAUUGGGUUCUCAGUGUUCAUAUGCGGUUCUCCCUAUCACUAAAGAAACACGAAAUGGCUUUGAUUAUUACAAUACAAGUUUUGCUAUGUAUGUGGCUUCAGACAAGGAAGAAGGAUUAUACAACUUGUACUUCCAUAACUGUCCACAUGAUACAGAGCCUGCUAUUAAUGCUUUGAUAGAAAUAUAUGAAAGUAAUGAUGGAAACUUUUUGUCAGCUGGGGAAAUGCCACUUCCAGCACUAUACAGUAUGAUGUCAUUGAUAUUUUUCUUGUGUGCUGGUUUUUGGACUUUUAUUCUAAAAACAAGCCGACACAAAGUAUAUAGAAUACAUAUAAUUAUGUGUGUACUGGUUUACUUAAAAGCAAUGUCAUUGGCUUUCCAUGGAAUUAACUAUCAUUUUAUACAAACAAGAGGUGAACAUGUCACAGCUUGGGCAAUAUUAUUCUACAUAACACAUUUAUUAAAAGGUGCUGUGCUCUUUGUGACUAUAAUUUUAGUAGGAACUGGAUGGAAUUUUAUUAAACACAUUCUGGCAGACCGUGACAAAAAAAUAUUUAUGAUAGUCAUUCCAUUACAGGUGGUCGCUAACGUUGCGGAGAUAAUAAUAGCUGAAAGUGAAGAGGGUGCCGUCGAACAUAACGCUUGGAGGAUUCUAUUAAUGUUCGUCGAUGUACUCUGUUGUGGGGCUAUUAUGUUCCCGGUUGUAUGGUCAAUACACCAUUUGGAAGAUUCAUCGACAACAGACGGCAAGGCUGCUGUUAAUUUGAGGAAGCUUAAGUUAUUUAGACAUUUUUACGUGAUGAUAUUAUGCUAUAUUUAUUUCACAAGGAUCAUUGUCACUAUAUUGGAGAAAACAGUUCCAUUCCAAUAUUCGUGGAUCGAUGAAAUGUUUCGCGAGAUGGCGACGUUUGUUUUCUUUGUAAUGACGGGAUACAAGUUCCGACCGGCUGCAGCUAAUCCCUAUUUCACACCCACAUAUGAUGACGUCGAGCCAAAAGUUAUAUCGGAGAUCGGAGUACUGGACGGUGUCACGAAUAGAGAGAAACGACGUGAAGAUAUGCAACCAUUAAUGCAAGAAAAUUCCGAAUAAAUUAACGAUAAGUAGAUAGAACAUUUUCAUAUAACAAUCGCAUUUGUAGUAGACAAUUUGUAUCUACUUAAUCAGCUUAUGUGUUUUUGUAUUAUACAAUAACAUUAAUAUUUGGCUAUGAAUCAAACAUAUCCCGUAUAAAUCCUUUAAAAGUUUUCACUAGUUAGGUACUGUGGUCUGGUAUGAAGUGGAAUUUGCUGGUUGUAUAUAAAGAAUUACGGCCGAGUACGGAUGUUUUUAUUAAUUUGCUUUUAACUGUAGUCUGCAUUUUAAUACCGUUAUGGAAUAUUAGACAUUUUUUAAACAAUUAUAACUCACUUUAUUAUUCAGCUUUAUCAUAGCUUAGACACAAUUCGUGUUUUUCUAUUAAUAAAUAUCUAAACUGUUUUUAUAUAACUUUGUCUGACAUAAGUCAAUAUGUACUAUCGGUUUUGUCAUCUCACUACUGCUUUAUAAUGUUUUUUCAUUAAAUACACGUAUAUCAAUUGUGUAUUACUGCAAACACGUGUACGACUCGCUGUCUUGGAACCUAUUACGAAAACUAAAAGAAUUGUUUUGUGUUGCCUUCGGGUUAAGUGCAAUUGCGUUGUGUAUAUUUCUGUAGAUGUUUGAUUGUGGCAUUGGUCAAAUUCAACAGUUUUCUAGUGAAUUUGCAACUAACCAUCGCGCCUGACACCGAUUUUCUUUUAGUUUCAUUGCUUGUAGUAUUAUCCCUUAUACAUUCCAUGUUACCAAUAAGCUAACUUUGAAACAGUCCGAUUUUGUACAUGUCAUCUUUAGUCUAUAAAAAUUUGAGACUGCGGUAUGAGUGUAGUUAGGAUUUCAAUGUAUGGACCAUCACAUUAGCAAUAGAAUCAAUACGUAUUUAAUUUCAUACACAUAAAAAUUUAUAUUCCAGUUAUUCAAAAUUAUUAUUUUUACGGUGAUUUUUGUAUGUACUUGUAGGUAAGGUUACUAGUGUUGAAUACACCAAAUUACACAUUUUAUUUUAUAUUUUAUUAAGGUUUAUAGAUUUAAGUUAAGGUUUAUGAAUAACCAAUAGUUUCCUAUAUCAUUUAUAGCAAUAAUGAGUUGAUUUUAAUAGCACUAAGUAUAAAACAUUAUAUAUUUAUGUAUUAGUAUAAUUGUCGUGGCGUUAUCGAAUUUGUCCAAUAUGUAUUACAUAUUCUGCCAAAAUAAAUUGUGAUUGAAUUGAUAUUAGGCUCUGUAUCUGUCUUGGCCAGAUUUUAUAAAGGCACAAUGGUUUUUAUAAGUAAAUAUCGUUAACUGAUUAUCUUAAAAGCCAAAAUAAUUAGAUUUCUAGAAAUUUCCAAAGUACUUAAUAGACUUGAAAAUAAUAAUAUGUUUAACGCUUUUCACUAACCUUCUACUUGUUCAUCAGUCUAUCUCGUAUGUACAUAUGUAUGAUUUAUUCGAAAACAUAAACCGCAAUUUAUUCUAUAUAACAUACAAGGUAAUUCCACAUACAUUAUUAGAAAUACCAAAUCGUAUAUUAAUGUGGUUUCGUUUUCUUAUUAUUUCCUAUUCAUAUCUUGUAGUAUUCUGGCACCUCAGCUUAUCAAUACUUAGAUUGUUUCAUCAUUGUAAGAUUUCCCUUAAUAUAUGUCUGGCACUCUGUCAUAUAAAAUAUUGCAAUUGUUAAAUAUAAUAAUAAUUUGUCCGAAACAAUAUUUAAGAAAAACUGAAAUGCAAAAGGUUAAUAAGAUUAAAAGGUUGCUUUUUUAAAACAAUGAUUCAGUUACUUAUGAAACAAAACACAUGACGAUUUAAGUUUUUUUUUUUAAGUAUUUGCAUAAUCUAUUUAAAAUAUUAGCAGUUUAAAGAUUUGUGUUUAAUUUUCUGUAACAAUGGUUGUAAAUAUUUUUUAUAUGUGUAAUUGUAAAAACUGUUUUAAUUCACAUUAAAUCCUUCAAGUAGA